This is a messenger RNA of Grus americana (Whooping crane), 8557 nucleotides long. RefSeq names its product cysteine rich DPF motif domain containing 1 (gene CDPF1). Lineage: Eukaryota; Metazoa; Chordata; Aves; Gruiformes; Gruidae. The transcript is spliced from 6 exons. The coding region runs from base 300 to 749 and encodes 149 amino acids. The record is from RefSeq and is a predicted model, not a curated record.
GCCGCAGCGUCAGCGUGAGGAAGCCGGAAGCGGCCUGUUGUCACGUGUGGGUGGUGGCCGCGGCGGCUCGGCCGGGAUCCCUCUCUGGAAGACGUGUGGCCACGGCCCUCCUUAGAACAGGGUCCAGGGUGGCUCAUCUGUUGGUGCGGAGGCAGAGAACAGGCCUUCUCCGUCACAGAAGACAGCGAGUAGACGAAGCCUUGCAGCAGAGAGUCAAGAUGUACAUCUGUGAUCUCUACAAAUACGACAAGGUUACAUCAAGAACAGUGGAUGUCCCCUGACAGUUUUACUCUGCACAGAUGCAGCAACCUGGGGCUGCCUGGAGGUGCACUGACCAAAGACAGUUUCUAUUUGACGAUAAUGGUAGCUUAAAGAUGGAUGCUCCCAAAGAAGCUCAGCCUACAGGAGAGUUCACAUGUCAGCUAUGUAGUUUAACAGCUCCAUACACAUACUAUGGGCAGAAGCCACCGAACACACGGUCUAUUGUGCUUUUGGAAGAAAGCUAUGUCAUGAAGGAUCCUUUCAGCCCCGACAAGGACAAAUUCCUCAUCCUUGGGUCCCACUGCAGUUUGUGUAGCAGAUCAGUGUGUGUUGGUACCGAAUGUAGCCUGUUCUACUCCAAAAGGUUCUGCCUCCCCUGUGUGAAUGAAAACCUAGCGGCCUUUCCUUUGGAAAUACAAGAAGAUAUGGAUAAAAGGAAGCCCCAACAAAAAUCCUUCCCCUGUAAAAAAAGGGAUACAAGAACAUAAAUACUGAAGGACCAAGAGAGACAGUUCUUUGGCUGGGGUUUCUCCUCUCUCCUUUUGGAGACUAUCAGGUUGCUCCUUUUAAAGAGGUGACCUUCCUCAGUUCACUACUACAGAACACAGUAACACAUUUCCUUAUUAUUGGCUUGGCUUCAAACAUCAUCAUGCAGCGAUUGCAGUGCCAGCAGUAUGGCCUUAAGGUGUCGAAGAGCCAGAAAGAAAGGCAGAUAAGCCUGUUGUCACCACAUAAAAAACCACAUAGUAAAAAAACCUAAACAGCGUAUAGAAUAGGAACCACGUCCAAAUUUUCACAUUUGUAAUUUUCAUGUUUUGUGGUGUUCUUUGACACUCCUACAGUGUUGUGAAAAUCCGAGACAGAUUUAUCUGGCUUAAUUCAGUAUACAUCCAAGAAAGUCAGUAUACACCAGUUGUUAACCUGGCAGUGCUGCCCUGAUAAGGCUACAGUAGGCAGGGAAUUUGAAGCUUUAUUUUGAAGUCUAAAAUAAAACUAUUAUGAGAAAAUGUCACAGAUUCCCAUAGAAAUACCUAGAUUCUUCAAGAUUAUAAUCUCAAUACUAUCACAGCAUUUAGACUUCUGAAGGUAGGUGCUUUUACAAUAAAAUACCAAUAUAAUUAAAAAAAAAUAAAAUAAAAUUAUACUUACCAGUCACUUGCAUUUGCAGUCACUUUCCACUCAAUAUUCCAGUUUCACUUAGUCUUUCACUCUCACAUCAGUUAAUCUGGAAAUAGAAAAGUUCGGUUAAUAAGCUCAGUUCUUUCCUGAACUAGGCAAUUAAACUGCAGCUAGAAUAGGAAUUUCAGAAACAUAGUUUCAGUCAAAAAAGGGUAAAAAAUUGUUAGGGAAACAGCAGUUUAGCUCAAAAAUUAGCUUCACAAUUGUCUGUGUUGACUUUGUUUUAGUUAUGAGGAAGAUUUAGGUGGCAUCUGUAUCAAACCACUUAGUCGUACACAUUAAGGAUAUGUGUAAGAGGCUCCCUAAUCACCAAAUCACAUUAUUUACUCAAGCUUGUGUUGGUCAUUGGUUCAGAACCUGUUAAUGCCUUGGUUAACAUCUCCUCCUUUCUCAGCUCUUUCAUCAAUACCAUUUGUUGUAUGUCAACAUCUAAACUUGAUCAUUUUAUUAGAAUGAACCAUGUGUCUGUUAAAAGAAAUCAACAUUAUUUCAAUGAGUUAUUUUUAAUUCUUUAGGAAGUUCAAGUGUCUUAAAAUCUUUCUUUUUUCUGUACUUAGUGUGUUGGUGUCCUCUCUUGGGGACUGCAAUUUCUUGCAGUUACUAGAAGAGCAAUAGUGGACCUAUUAGUACCCUUUUCAAGCUCUAGGUGCUUUAAGACAUAAAAUGCUUAUACAUUAAUUGUGGGAAAAAAGCUACAUGUUAAAAGUCCACAUUUCAGAUUCCUUUCUGCAGUAACGAGACUACGCUUUCAAAGAAAUUGAUGCAUUGAGUGAGCGGUUGCCUGGUGCUUAGUUACUGGCUGGGCUUAAACUGCAACAACUUACUUAGAAUGGAUGGCAUUAGAUUCCAGUUUCAUGUUAGACCACACACACACUUUAAAAAUUGUAGUGUCUGCUCUGCACAAAUAACAGAGGCAUAUGCUAAAAACCAGAGCUGUAACAAGAGUGAGAGAUGCUAGAAAGAGAAUCACAGCGCUUUUCCAUCUUAAAAUUGUAGUCAUUAUAAUCAAACUGACAAAAAGCAACAUUGUUAUGUGAGAUCUGAGUCUGUGUUUAUACCAGCAAAUAUCUUUCUAAACCAUUUUAUUUCCUGUAUUUCAUGAUGUUUGCAACAGGUUGUAUCUUAACUUGUAGUAAAGUUGAAAACCUACUUGAAAGCAGGUUUUAGAAGCCUGGCUAGCGCGGUUCUAUAUCUAAAUGAGAAUGUGCCUUUGGGCUGUCUGACAUGGAGGCCUGUCUUGGCUCUGGGAGAUGCACCCACCUAUGUGCUGGGAAGGAUAUAGUGUCUCUGAGCUGUUUUCAACCUCCUUUCCUCUUCAACCUCCUCUGUGCCCUUUAAGAAAAAUGCAGUUAACUCAUUUAUUCAUAAUUGUUAUCUUUACUAUCAUGAUAUGAUAAAAGAAUGGUUCCAAGCCCUCAGAAAUGACCCUACCUUUAAGUACUUGUUAAGUUGAACUGGAGGGGGAGUAGACUCACUAUUAAGAGGGAGCAGAAUCUGUAAGUACAGGAUUUUUUUCAUUUGGCCUGAUACAGCUCAUUUCUUUAUCUCGAGUACAACAGGAAAAAGGCAAGUUAAGGAUACCUAUGCUUCACAGUUACUUGGUUAUGCAUACCUUUUAGGGGAAGAAAAGCAUACCUCCAGCAAGUACCACAAAGUGGUUCCGUAGCCUGGGGUCAGCAGAUACGUUCUGUCAUCACUGGUGCAUGGUCUUGGGAAAGACGGCUGACCUACGUGCAAUUUGGUAUUUCCUGCAAUGACAAAGGAUCAUUUUCUGCACCCAGAUGUUAAAACGUGUAUUCCACAUUCUCCUAUUCCCAUUAUGGUCUCUGUAUCAUCAUAUAAUGUUUUUGAGAUAUAUGUGAUCGCACAGACCAAGUGCCAUCAUGUCCAAACUUACCAGGUAUGAGGCCUACUCUUCCAGAUACUUGGAGCCUUUGCACUUUGGUUCCAACAGGUUUCGCGAAUACUUUCUGUGGCUCAGAAUCAGGCCCUCAAUGCUCCUGAGCACAGCUGAUGAAGAAAUCUAAUUCUUUACCCUUGGCUGUAAUUUUUCUUUAGCACUCUUUCACCAGCUUAAUAAAUCCCCAGGUUCUUGAAGGAAGACAAUUAUAUGUGACAUAUCCUGCCAACUGAUUUAAUUGAAACCAUGCUCAUCAAAUUAGUCAGUAUGCUGCACUUCAUGUAGAAGUGCAUUCAGUGCUUGUUGAAUUCAACAAGCAUCUAAAAUUGGUCAUACAGGCAAUGAGAAUGGAAGGACACAGCAGGACCUCGGGUCAGCAGACAAACUGAUGAAAUAUAUAUAAAUAUAUAUUACAUAUGCAAUAUAUAGAUUGUACGUUACACACAAUUUAAAAGGUGUGUCUAACAGUUAAUCUGUAAGCAUCAGCACUUUAAAGAUGCUUCAAAUAUCAUUCCGCCUUUAAAAGAUCUUUGCCAUACACACAUCUUAUUAUGGAGUAAACAUACUUAAUACACUUUGUUAACAGAUAUUUGAUGCUAACCCAAAAAAAUCUGGGCACCAAUCCCAGCAAGGUUGCUUAUCCACGCUUGUUCACUACUAAAAAUCAGCAUGAUUACUCCCUGGUAUAAAGUUAAGGAGCUAAGUGUUCUCUGAAGCAAGGCCUUAUAUACCAAAUUAAGCCAAAUCAGGUUAAGGCAAAAUCAUUCAAGUUCUUAAUUAGAGUAGAGCAGCACAAAACACACGUUGACGCCACUGGCGCUGUCGUGGAAGGCUUCACCGUUCCCAGGUGUGCCACCACUUGCAGUCCCCAGGUCCCGAUUCUGCAAACAUUUACAGAAGCUAUCAGUUGGGAUUGUAAGUGGUUGUACAAGGGCGCAGACCAGAACUACUGUCGUGUACAUAAACGUUACUCAUGCGUGCAUGGUCAGUGAAUGAGGGACUCGGUUAAGACUUGGCAGCUGCUUUGGAUAGCGUACAAGAGGCAGCCAGCAGAGGGUUACAAGUGUGUCUCAAAACCAUGACAUUACAGUGAAUUACUUUCCUGGAAGUAAAAGAUCAACCCAAGUCGUUAAAUUCACUUUUAAAAAUACUUUAUUUUUUAAAAACCAUUAAGGCAGAACCAUAUCUCAAAUUAAUUGUGUUUACAUUCAAUGUGAAAGGAUGACUUUUUUUUUUUUUAAAGCACAUAGGUUCCUACCAGUCUCAUUACAAACACUAUGAAUUCAACCUCUUAUUUUGAAAGGGGAUGGGGAAAAAAAUCAGAAUGUAAAAAAGACAACAAACAUUUAGUUCAAGUUUUUUCAUCCUAGAUCAGUAGGCUGGUAACAUUUGAGAAUCCAUCAUUUAUUUAGCUAUACGUAAUUUUUACAUUCACGAGUGCAAGAGACUGUCUUUCCUAUAAACCCCUGUAAGACCAGGGCUUCCGUUCUUUCUUGAAAAUGUCAUUUGCAUUGUUCUGACAGAAAGAAACUUGGGAACUUGGCUUGAAUUAGUGGUAUUUUACUGGGAAACAAGCAUUCCAUGAGAAUUAGGUUUGACUACUCCCUGCAAGAAAUGUCUGCUCUUUUUAAGUUCCAUAUUCUCUGUAAUAAAACAUACCCAAAAACUCCUAAAAACACAGGUGACUGGAAACAAUGAUCUGUUGGGGUUUUUUUUUUUCUCUUUAAUAUCUUGAUUUAAUUAAACACUUGUUAGCUCUAGUGAUUAGGGUUUGGCAGCGUUAACAAAAAAAUGUGCUCUUUUUGUGCCAUAUCAGAUAACAGACAAUUUAAGACGUGAUAAAGGGUUUUAACAUCAUGAUGUAAUUAAACUCUUGUGUUACAUGCCUAAAGAAAAUUCAGAGCAAUUGUCUGUAAAAGCUGUGAAAUAGCAGGAGCAAUAUGAAAUGCAGCUCAUCCGAGAAGCUGAUAAAACAGCCUUUGUCAAACAGUUAAGAGGGGUGUUCUUGUUAAAAAAUCCAUAGUAUUAAAACUUUGAUUAGAUUUGUUAUUACUAAAGAAAUAACUAAAGCCAUAAAUGUUCUUCCACUCCUGAAACCAGAAGAAACUGAGAGCCAUGGCUUCACAUGGCUUCACCUAUCCCACAGGAUUCGUUUCCCAGGGGAGAGGGAUGGACGACUGGAUCAGGAGCAGCUCCCUCCCGCUGUCUGCACAACGUGCCGGGGCAGAACAGCGGCAGCCUGCACCGGGCCCGCCUGCCCAAGGGCGCUGCUGGCAAGUGCUAGCAGAUAGAUACCCGGCUGAAUACGCACGCAGCACCGCCAACAACUCUGUUACUCACAGGAGGGCAAAGGCACUAUGUCUCCGUGAAGGCAACCCUAUGCUACCGUGUGGCAGAAGAUACCUGGAGUAUCCCAACGAGCCAGAGGUAACGAUGGGUGGAUUUGAACAGCACUCGACCUGGUCAUUUGCAUAUGAAUCGUCCAGCAGAAGAUGUGCAGAACCUUCUUAGAGUUCCUGUUGCACAUCACCAACAGAUUCUGAAGGAUUAUACUGCACCCCUAGCAGUAGCAGUAGAAUGCAGUAUGUGCAUGUUGCCAAUAUUUUGGUUAGUUAAUAUUUUCCCAUACUGACAAUUUUUUGUUUUCUUCCAAGUGUAAAAAAUGCCAUAAACCUUCUUGCGCUGACCAUAAGGCUGGUGUCCUUUCCACAGUCGGGAUUAAAGUACCUGCGUAUCCAACCUGAGAAAACAGACCAAAAUGCUUACAGACAACUCAAGUACCUUAUGCCUCACCUUGCAGUCCUUAUUUAAGGCCCAGCCUGCAAUCAGAUUAAUCUCUUUUGUGCAUGCAGUCUAUCCCCUGGGCAGAGGCAACUCAUCUGAAAGGGAUGGCCUGGCAACAGGAAUUCUGUUUUGAAACAUCCUUGCAAUGGAAUCGGACAAGAUCGACUAACACAAGAAAGGAGUUCAAGAAAAAAAACAAAACCAACACAAAACAGCUUCAGAAGCUGAAAAAGAUUUUAAAAACCCUGUAAGCACAUUUGAGAAAGCAAGAGAGGAAAUACCCUUACCCUAGGAUGGGUUUAAUUACCAAUGACUUUGUAUCACAUAUUUACAAUGUAAAGUGACAUAUCUUUUAGUACCAUCUACAGGUUUGGUUUUUUUUCAUUGCUGCCUAUGAAACUGAGAAAAGAAGUAGCUGUAGGUUACCAAAAGAAAAUCCAGUAGAGCUUUUACAAAUACGACACAGACAUCUUAGUAGACAACAAUGUAUGAUGACACCGAUCAAAUGAAAAUUUCAAGUUGCAGCAAUUUGGGAAAAAAAUAAUUAUCUAUUACAAAUAAAAUGCAGUAAGUAUAAAUCAUUGCUGGAACGUUUGUAAUGUACUGUGCUUGUACUAGAUGCAAAAUAAAAGGUACAUCUUAAAAAGGUAAAUUUUUGCUGUAUCAGCAGUCAUUAGCAGGAAUGCUGUAGGCACAGAUUGUCACACAUGAAUCACAGGACACAGAAUCCCUACGAACAGACUCUGAAUUCAUCUCUACGUAAAAUCAUAAAGGGAACACUCCUAUACAAAAGCCAAUAAUGGCAUUUCAACAUUUUGUUUAGCACUGCCAAAUUACCUAUUUUAAAAUACAUCUAUAAAAACUGCAGAUCAACCUCAGUGCAGGUAGCAGGAAAUAAUCCCAAAUACACAGUUAUUUCUCAUAAGCCACAAAUCAGUUCCUCAGAAAAUACCAGUAACGGAGUACUAACACAAUCUAGCUCUAUUUAGCGCUCUCUUCAGACUUUUAAGGAAAAUGAACUACUGUGCUGUAAAAAUGAACAUAGUUCUAUAAAUGAUCUGUCAUGUUGGUGAGUUUGAGUUAAAACAUUCAAAAUAGUAACUUGAUUUUGGGAUUACAGCUCUUCCUCACCUAGACUUACCUUUAUUACAAUUAAAUAAAAGGAAGUCUGUGAUUCUGUGUGAAAAUAUAUUUGAAAGUUUGGUUAUAGUUGUCAACAUGAAACACCGAUAAGUUGCAGAAUUUGUGAUACUUCUUCACAAAUGAUACAGUAAUAAUGACCAGACAGGAAUAAACAGCAGUUUGUCUUAGCCUUCAGGCCCAUCAUCCUUACCCAUAAAAGUAAAUCUUUCCUCACUGUACAAAAGGGUUCACAAGAUAAAGUAUGAAACAAAUAUUUAAAUUAAAUAAUUUACAUAUUUUUCUUAAAGCACCUCUGUAAUAUAAUUUAGUGAAAGUUUGUAUCUUGCAAUUAUAUUCUUGUAUUUUACAAAUCAAACCACGAAGAAAUGGUAUUACAUUAAAUUAAAAAAAUCCCACAACAUGUAACAUCAAUAAUCUUAGAUCAAACCCACAUAUAAUUUAAAUCUCUAGUAAAAGAAGGAUAAUAAAGCUGAUUAAACCUAGAUUAAAAAAACCCCACAAACUAUAUGCAACUGCUUAUCAAGAAAGCACUUGAGAUAUAGGCAAGCACCAGAUACCACGCUACACCCUACAUUUCAACACUUACUAAAGGAUCAGGGUUUUCAGGGAAGGACCAUUGUUUGUAGGACCUUACGCUUAAGCAAUAUCAAACCAGCUGCAAAUGCAUUUGUUAAAUGUAGUUGCAGAUUUUCAACUAAGCAACAGGGAUGCUUAAGGAAGGAGAGACAGAGCUGAAAUUGUUCCUCUUCAGACACAGUACAGGCAGCUACAGCAUAAUCUUCAACUGCUUAUUAGAAAUAAUGAGGAAAUUCAAAUUUAAUAGUAUGUGACCCAGCUCUCGUGAUGAAUAAAUCUCCCAAGUUUUAGCAGUUUGAAUAAACAAACAAAUGUUUAGAUGCUUAUUAUAAGCUCUUUGAUUUGCAAACUUGUGCUAGCUCUCUCAUGAGAACGGACUUAGUGCAACUGCUGGUAUUUCCUAAAUCUGUGCGGGCCAGAAAUAAUGCAAAAAUAUGCUCUUUGGCAACACUUCAGCUUUCUAGCAGCUGGCUAGAACCAAAGCACAAAGGCACAUGGAAAUGGUGAUGAAAUAAAAAAAGAAAAUGUCUUCAAAGGCAAAGAAAGAUUCCAUUUCUGUGAGUGGAAAACAUUCCUAUCUCUUGUCUGUCAAUUUGUGUUUAAAAUAAAAGUGGGAUUCUGAAAUUGAAAAAGGUACAGAGUAACUGAUUUUUUUUUUUUUUUAAAUGGCAGUUGUGUGUUGUUACAAUGAAGACGGUACACCUUUAAAGGAAA